Messenger RNA from Rotaria sp. Silwood1, 2802 nucleotides. The record is from the annotation of a GenBank genome assembly. NCBI's taxonomy places the organism in Eukaryota, Metazoa, Rotifera, Eurotatoria, Philodinida, Philodinidae.
AUGAGUGAUUCGACAAUUACUAUGGAAAAAAAUUCAAAUAAAAAUGAUCGAAAUGAACAAAGAACGACUAUGACAUCAACCAGUCAUAAAAGAUGUAUUGAACUUGCUAAUUCUUUCAAUACCGAAACUGCAACGAAAAAUACUGGAAAACGCACGAAAAAUACAGAUGUCUCAAUGGGAAGCACUAACGAUAAAAAUGAUGAAUCUGUUGCCCGAUCGUAUAAUGAUGAAUUCGAGGAAGAUAUAGACGAUGUUAAUAAAAAUACAUACAACGAUGAACCAUCACCUCAAUUAAACAACUAUGAUGAAGAUAGUCUUGAAGGAAAAUAUCAUGAAAAUGAAGGUUCUCAAGAAGAACCAUCAUCACAACAGACAAAUGAUAGUUUUGAUAUUGAUAAGGUAGAUGAAGAAGAUGAUGGAACGUUUCAAGGAGUUCCACUAUCAGAAAUUCCAAAUAUAUGUCAACAACCACCAACUAUAUCUGAUAUGAAAGAUAUUCGUGAUCGUAAUCAUAUAUUUCUAAUAAAACCAUUUAAAUACGAUCCAACUGAUCCUGAUCGUGAACCUGAACCAUUAUAUGAGAAUGGCACUUAUGUUGAUGAAUGGGAUCAAGAUAAUGUUCGUUUACCUUGUUCACAAUUUUAUAUCACUAAAAAUGGUACGCAGCGAUGGUCAAUAAUUCAAGGAUCAUUAACUAAACUUCAACAUUUAGCAGAAACCCACAUGGCAACAAUGGAAGAUAUCAAAGAAACUAUCGAAGAAUGUGCUGGACGAAAAUAUGAAUUCAAUUGUCUUGAACGACUUCUUAAUGAGGUUUAUUCAGCUGAUGAACGUGCUCGUUUUAUGUCAACUGUUUUAUCGAAUAUUUGUAGUUUGGCAUUAAAUGUGGAUAAAAUUUGUAGUCGACCACCACCAUUAUUACGCAUUGGAUCCAAUCGUACAGUAACAAUGUCACAAAAACAAGCAGCUUCAUUAUUAGCUUGUGCAUUUUUUUGUUUAUUUCCUCGACGUUUUAAUCAGAAAGUAGGCAGUGAAUAUGAGAAUUAUCAGAAUCCAAAUUUUAAUACAUUAUUUCAAGGUGGUAGAACAGGUGGAUCUACAUGGAAAAUUGAAAAACUGAAAUGUAUUUUUCAUUAUUUUUAUCGUAUUACUGAGAAGAUACCGAAUGGUGUUAUUUCUUUCCGACGUUACCAAUUACCAGAUAGUUGUUUACCGAAAUGGUCAGAAUCUAAAGAACCAUUAUGUAAAAUUCAUAUAACGAAAAAUAAAACUAUUGAAGAUAUAGUUGGUCUUUUACAAGUUGAUUUUGCUAACAAAUAUAUUGGCGGAGGCGUAAUGGGUGAUGGUUGUGUCCAAGAAGAAAUACGUUUUGUUAUUUGUCCUGAAAUGCUUAUUAGUUUACUUCUAUGUGAAGUAAUUCAACCAAAUGAAGGUGUUUUUCUUAUUGGUUGUGAACGUUUUUCAUCAUAUCAAGGUUAUUCAAGAACAUUUCAAUUUAAAGAAAAUUAUAUCGAUCAAACUCCAAAAGAUUCUUGGGGUCGAAAAUUAUGUCAUGUUGUUGCGAUGGAUGCUAUCGCUUUUCAUAAUCGAUCAACACAAUAUACAAUAAAAAACAUGAAAAGAGAAUUAAUUAAAGCUUAUACAUGUUUUCGUGUUCCAGCAGCAGUAACUGAUCAAAAAUCAGGUGUUGCUACGGGUAAUUGGGGUUGUGGUGCAUUUAAUGGAAAUAAACAAUUGAAAGCAAUGAUACAAUUAAUUGCUGCUUCACAAGCUGGACGUCCACUUGUUUAUUUAACAUUUCGUGAUCAAAAUUUAGUCAUGUCAUUCCAUAAAGAUGAAACUUUAAAUAUAAUUGAACAAUGGAGAAAACGAUUAGAAUUGAAAUAUAAAUUAAUUAUUCAUGGACAUGAAGAUGACGAAGCUCGUGGUGUGGGUUACGGGAAAAAUCGAGCUGUUCAAUAUUCAUCAGGUCGAUUUUUAUGUUUUCAAGAUGCUGAUGAUCUUAUGUGUCCAAAUCGAAUUCAUAAACAAUAUCAUGUAGCUAUCAAUGAAAAAGAUGAUGCAAUAUUGAUCGGAUCGAAAUAUGAACGAAUUCCAGAAGGAUCAACUGAUCGAUAUACACAAUGGGCGAAUAAUUUAACGGAAGAACAACUUUAUACACAAAUAUAUUUGGCACAUGGACCAACUCUUAUUAUGCCAACUUGGUUUUGUUCAAGAUCUUGGUUCGAUCGGUUAGGUGGCUUUGAUGAAAUUGCUAAAGGUCAUUGUGAAGAUUUAACAUUCUUUUUUAAACAUCUUCGUAAUGGUAAAGUAUUUUAUUUGAAACAUCUUGAUCGUAAACAAAAACUUUUCUUUUGUCUUUUUAUGGGCGGUCGAUUAUAUCGAGUCAAUGAAAUUCUUCUUUAUUAUCGAUACCAUCCAGAAGCAACAACGUUUUCCGUACAUGAAGAUGUUAUAUGGUCAGUACGUAUUCAAGAAAUUCAAUUAAAUAUAAUUAAUAAUCUUGAAGGUUUGACUAUUUGGAAUGCAGGAAAACAGGGAAGAAAAUUUUAUCGAUCAUUAAAUGAUACAAAUAAACAAAAGGUUAUUUGUUUUUGUGAUAUGGAUCAAAAAAAAAUUUCAAAAGGAUUUUAUACGGAUGAAUUAUCUAAAGAGAAACGUCGUAUUCCAGUUAUUCAUUUUAUACAAGCCAUUCCUCCAAUUAUUAUUUGUGUCAAACUUGGUUUAACAAAUAAUGAUUUUGAAACAAAUCUUGCUUCAAUGAAUCUACGUGAAGGCAUAGAUUAUUGGCUUUUUAGUUGA